GAGAGGCGGAAUGUGGAUCCAAGUGAUGCAUAUGAGGAAUGCUUGUAUGCUGCACUAACAGUUUUCCUGCAGCUGUUGUGUGAUACAGCUGCAGCUGAACCUCCUGCAAAUCAGGAACCAGCUCCUUUGGUUCACUUACGCCAACCACGGCUUUUUUUGGAACAUACAUAUCUGGAAAAUUUGCGGGACUCUGAUAUCCGGCGUCGGUUCCGUUUAGGACGAGAAGCAAUUCUGCACCUCUAUCACCUCAUAGAGGAAAAGAUUGUACCUACCACACAGCGCAGUCAUGCUGUACCCGGGAUGGUCAAAUUGCUGACGACCCUCUAUAUUUUGGGUCGGGAGAGCUUCCAAACCACCUCUGGAAUUGUGGUUGGAAUAAGUCAACCAACCGUGUCCAGGGUUUUUAUGCAGGUCAUAGAUGCCAUUCUUGACCUGGUGCCCCAAUUUAUUUACUGGCCACAAAAUGAAGAUGAGUGGAAUGCUGUGAAGGUGGCUUUUUACCAGCAGGCACAAAUGCUGCAAAUACUGGGUGCAAUAGAUUGCACCCAUGUAGCGAUCAGAGCACCCAGGAGAGAAGAACUGGACUUUUGCAACCGCAAGCAGUACCACUCACUCAACGUCCAAGUUGUCUGUGAUGCCAGACAGCGUAUUAUGAUUGUCAACUCAGAUUUUCCAGGGUCGUGCCAUUAUGCUUUUAUCCUCCAGCAGUCGGGUGUAUACAGAAAGUUCCAGAGUGGCCAAAUGCCAGACAGCUGGCUUCUUGGGGAUGCCGCCUAUCUGCAGCUGAUGUGGCUGAUGGCUCCAGUCAGGUACCCCCAGAGCCUGGCCGAAACGAACUAUAACAAGGCUCAUUGUAAAUCACGAGCCAUAGUAGAGCAGACUGUGGGCCUACUAAAAGCACGAUUUCUUUGUUUGGCCAGGCCUGGGGGUGAGUUAUUAUACUCUCCUAAGAAGUGUUCCAGGAUCAUCCUCGCCUGUUGCCUCCUACACAACAUCUGCCAGGCGAGGAAUGAUUCCUGGGAGAUGACUGAGGAGAGGGAGCCUGAAGUCCGUCAGCUGCGGGUCUCCAGAAGGCGGAGUACCGUGGAUGGGAUGGCGACACGAGCUGACCUUAUCGCCCGCUACUUCACAUGUACGUAUUCUGUCGUAGGUAGAGAUUAA
Messenger RNA from Staurois parvus, 1161 nucleotides. NCBI's taxonomy places the organism in Eukaryota, Metazoa, Chordata, Amphibia, Anura, Ranidae. The record is from the annotation of a GenBank genome assembly.